Molecule: messenger RNA, 2943 nt
Organism: Sclerotinia borealis F-4128
Lineage: Eukaryota; Fungi; Ascomycota; Leotiomycetes; Helotiales; Sclerotiniaceae
Source: the annotation of a GenBank genome assembly
AUGAUUACCCGUAAUUCUACUUCUUCAAUUAAUCGUAGAGGGCCACCCACGAUCAGAACGCAUUUGCCUAACAAAAGAGACAACCACUCUGAACCAGAGAAUUCACCCACACCCCCUCCCUCAAAAAGAUCCCGUCGAAUGCCUCCAUCGAACUCUAUGUCUUCCCCGUUUGUCUCCCAAUCACAAUUGGCUUUGCUAUACAACUUUGGGGAUGCAAGUGAGAUGAUCAAGUUCUUACAAAACGAAGAAGAUAGCGCAAAAAGACGCGAUCUUCAAAUACAGCUUUUGGAAAAGAUGCUGGAGAGUCACAACGGUCUCGCUGAUCACAUUGAAGCUCUCUUCAACUAUAUUCAAAGCGACAACUCGGGUGAUAUUGCAUCAAUCAAAUUGGUCAAUCAGGAAUUGUGGAUUAAAGCGAUCGCGGUUUGCAAUGCGAAUGAAAACCGCAGAAACCGUGGGAUUAAAGCCAAAAAAAAAGUGUUGCGACAUUGGGAUGCCGAGAUUGUUGAGUGGCUGAUUGCAGUAAAUUCUUCUGCAUGGUUUAUGACGAGAAUCCGAGCAUUAGCAAACAAAUUGUCAUCAAGCGACGGCGCGCGAUGUGUUAACAGAGCAUUUUUAAAUCGAUUGUCAAAAGCCGGAAGGGGGUUUUCUGCUAAACUCGAACUUCAACCCGAUGACUUCUCAAAAGCAUUAGCUCUCACGAAUUUUGAUGAUGUUACCUCGCAAGAAAUGAAGCAAUUCGGAUUGCGUAUCGGUCAAUUUGGAUUUUUGGAAGAAGGGUUGGCUUUAGUAUCAGAAGACAGUGGUAUACAAUCAAAGCCAGAGUCAGAUUCAAACAAUCCCGCCCGCGCAAAUCUCGCGCGUGCAAAUGACGCUUCCUCGCUCAACCAAUCACAAGCGAAGCGGGAUUUCUCAGGCAGGUCUCGGGAAAUCAGGGAGACCCCAUCGCCCAGCAAGACUAUCAAGCCCCGCACCAACUGCGUUUGUUCGCGUGAACUUACAUCGAAUUGGAAAUCGGUUGUCACUAAAGAAGCUGGAUAUGAGAAAUCUAUAAAUUUCAAACUGCUCAAGAUAUUUUGUAAUGCAAAAUACCCUUGUUAUGAUCACUCCCGUGCUAUGGCAAGUUGUCUCGGUUUACGUACUAGAGGAAAGGAUCGUGCAGCAUUGAUCUACAUAUUGCAUUGCGUUUACCAACAUCGAGAUAAUAUUGGCAAACUCAAAACCGAUGCCAAAACAUAUCAGAUGUUCCGGGUAAAGAAUCGACCAGCACGACCAGAGGAUGGUUUGGGACCUUACAAAUUUAUACACACACUGAUACCAACCGAGUUUAAAUUCGACAGUCGCUUUAUUCAAAAAUGGGUCGGAGUGAGCGAUGAAAUUCUCAAGCAAUUUACGCAAGAUGGAUCCAUGAAUCUUGAUAUCUUUGGGUGGUGGUUCAAAACCGAAAUUGGGGCGAUCGUCUUAAAGGAGUUUGAUAUGUACAAUCACCACCUCCAGAAACAAAAUGGGAUCGAUAACCAUGGGUGGCUCCGGAAUAUGUCUUACUCUAUUGGGCAACAAUUGAUGCGUCAGGAUCCGAUGUAUUACUGUACAUACGCUGCAUCGAGACCUGAUUCGGCAUGGAGAUUGGUAACCUAUCCACACUACGCCAAGUUUGCCAAGGAGGGUGAUGAAACCUAUUUUCGGCACAUCAAUUUUAAUGUGAGAGAGUUGAUACAAAGAGGAAGAGGGGGCUCUAUGAUCCAAGGUUCUGUUUCUCUCGAUGAUGAAGACGAAUCGAAUUGUACUGUUAUCCUUGCAGGUAUGCACACGCACAUCGACAAGUGGUGGGCAAAGGUCAAGGAGCGUGGCCAAGAGAGACAUGGUCUAGUGCAUUGUAUCAAAGAGAAUAUGUUUACUAAAGAGGAUGCUAAAGAAUUCGGAAUUGAUUGGAAAGCUACACCUUGCAAGAGGGGUGAGGCACGCAUCACCCUCCCCCAACUUCCUCACGGUUCCGAUGGUCCUACCAAGAGCACUCGGAGGACGAUGCUCCCAUGGUUUGUCCAUGUGCAAGAUGAUCUCUCGACGCUUGAGAUUAUAGAUGCAGGUUCAUGGGAAAUGCUUUCGCAAACGCACAGGGAUAUGGUAGCACCUAUUGCUACACCAUCUGGAUUAGAAAAUAGCUAUGGUGCUAUCCCAUACAAAUUUCCUGCAGCCGUUGAAAUCAGUGGGCUUGGGCAUCUUUCCAAUGCUUUAGUGUGUGCUCGUAGAUGGGAUUCGUUGGCUGUGCUCCAUGAUCGAGAUAUACUUCUUUUGGGACCUCGAGAAAUUGCCGAUGAGUAUAUAAAAAAUUGGAGAGCAACUGCUGUGAUUGCAGCUGUGGAUGCAUUCGAAUUGAUGGUACAAAGGGAGAAGGAUGUAUUUGGUGAGAGAUCAUAUUUUUAUCAUCUUGAUCGCUUGGAAAAAGAGAAUAUACCUUUCCCAGUGUUGGAGGCAGAUGUAAUCCGGAUGGACCCAGAUGCGUUCGAGGAUGAGAGCGGUGAUCAACGAUCAAAACCGAACUUCGCUGAAUUUUGGAAUGGAGAUGAAGAAAACACUGGAGAUGAGAUAGUAGUAGACACCCCGUGGGAAAUGGGAGAUGAUGAAGAUGAUAGCAUAGGGACUGCAGAUCAGGCUAUAGAUGAGGAAGAGGUAGAGGUGGAGGAAGGGGAUGUGGUGAGGGAAGAGGAUGUAAUGGAGGAAGAUGAUGUAAUAGAAGGAGAUGAAGAGAAUACAAUGAAGGGAGACGUGGAAAUGAAAAAAGAGGUGAAGGUGAAGGUGAAGGUGGAGGAAGAGGAUGUGGUGGGAGAAGAGAAUGUAAUAGAAGCAGAGGAAGAGAAUGCAAUGGAGGGAGACGUGGAGAUGAAAAAAGAGGUGAAGGUGAAGGUGAAGGUGGAAGAAGAGGAUGCAAUAGAGGAGGAGUAG